Messenger RNA from Trypanosoma grayi, 603 nucleotides. RefSeq lists its product as hypothetical. Gene Ontology annotation, molecular function: protein-folding chaperone binding; Hsp90 protein binding. NCBI's taxonomy places the organism in Eukaryota, Euglenozoa, Kinetoplastea, Trypanosomatida, Trypanosomatidae. The transcript has a single exon. Gene Ontology annotation, cellular component: cytosol; nucleus. The record is from RefSeq and is a predicted model, not a curated record. The coding region runs from base 1 to 603 and encodes 200 amino acids. Gene Ontology annotation, biological process: chaperone-mediated protein complex assembly; protein folding.
AUGUCGAACGUCGCGGAUGCGGCGUGUCCGAAUAUCAUGUGGGCGCAGCGACCGGAGUUCGUGCUCGUGUCGGUGCCGCUGCAGGACGCGACGGACGUGGUGGUGGAGAUACGCGGCGGGCGCACGCUGCAUUUCGCCGCCACCUCCGACGGACAGAAGUAUGCGUGCGCCAUCGAGCUCUUCCGCGAGGUGGCGUCCGAGGAGAGCCGCCACAUAACGCUGCCGCGCCAGAUCGAGCUGAAGCUCAAGAAGAGGCAGCUCAGCGACGCGUGCAACGAGGAAGAGGCCACGCUCCACCGCGCCUGGCCGCGGCUCACACGUGACAAGGAGAGGAACCCCCACAUCCAGGUUGACUGGUCGCGCUGGAAGGACGAUGACGACGAGGGCGCCGACGAUGGCGAGGACGGUGGCGGCCUCGGCAUGGACUACGGUGACCUCAUGUCACAGAUGAUGGCACAAAAGGACUUCGCCGAGGCGGAGUCGACGUCCGCCGGCAGCGACGCGCCCGGACAGGAGGCCAGCGGCAUCAAGAACAACAACAUCAACACGAACAACAACAACGACGACGACGACUAUGAUGAUUUGCCGCCGUUAGAGGAGUAA